Molecule: messenger RNA, 3123 nt
Organism: Penicillium verhagenii
Lineage: Eukaryota; Fungi; Ascomycota; Eurotiomycetes; Eurotiales; Aspergillaceae
Product: putative NTP binding protein
Exons: 1
Coding region: 1-3123 (1040 amino acids)
Source: RefSeq, a predicted model, not a curated record
AUGGACGCCGAAAGCUGUGUCGAACUACCUGACGGACACCUUGUUAACCUCUCUCCACGACCCCAACGACAAACCCAAUACCAAGCAUACAGAGCUCACUACACACCUACCGAACUAUCAGCCACUCCACCUGCACGAAACUCUCAUCGUGUGCCACCUUCUGAACUUGAAGACCGCCGAACCUCCACAGAAACCAUGUUUCAAAAAGACAGAACAACCAAGCUUCCAAUGCCCAAAUCAUUCACUGAGAGAACCAGGGAGGAACGAAACCAGACCCCUAGCCCCACCGGGAUUCCUAAAGCCUCAUCAUUCGGAUACUCAUCCGCAGGAUCUGUUGGUCCGUCUGGGGAUCGGGAUCGAGAGCUCUACAUGAGAAAGAUUCGUGGAAGGCUCGACAAGGAAUCGCCUCUGUCACAAAGAGGCUCUUAUAUCCGAUCAAGGGAAAGUGAUAGAGUUAGGUCUGAAGGAAGCACCAGUUCGUGGCAACAAGAAAAGUAUUCGGCCAGAACUGCCCCAGAAGUUCAACCCUCCUAUCGUGCCAGCAAUCAUCGGACAGGCAUCCCCAACACCAGCGCCAAUAUUAAGAAAGUGAUAUCUAACCCGCGAAAUGAUUUUCCCAUCAAUUCCGAGCCACAACAAAAGUGGCGAAAGGAGGGGGAUCAAUGGGUCAACCGAGAAUCUCGCGAAAAUACACCACAGAGAUCAGAAGCAACAGACACUACCGCCGAUUCCAGUCCGCGGUCAAAUCCUUCAAUCUCCCCGGUUUCCGCAGAAGAUUCAAUGACAGACUGUGACUGGGAGGACAGAUUUGUUGUCCAUAUGCCAUCUGCCAAAGAUCCCAACCCACCGACCAUGACUGAAGAUCAGAUUGCCGACUACCAAAAAAGCAUUGAAAUAGUCCACCGAGAUGGAAAGCGAAUGCUUGAUCCCAAUCGACCAAGUCCACGAAGCUCCCCUCAUAGAGCUCGACGUGACUCCUCGACAUCUCAAGAGACACGUAGAAAAUCGGAUCAAUCCAAGACCUACGACACUCCAGAGCCAGAGACUAAUCAGUUGCUAAAACCUCGACAAGAGCCAGAUAAGAAGAAUGCUCCAGCUCCCAAGCCACACGGGUCCCAAGUAGAAACCCACUAUUACAGCCCAGAUGAGAUUGGCAAAAACCGCAUCAGCACAAUAUGGGAAGAGUCUCCAACAAAGACGAGAGAGAAGAGAAGUUCCCACACGGCAGAUGGUUCCUUUUUGGGAUGCAAGGAAAUCAACGGACCUCCCAAGAAAAACCCGGACGAAAUUCUUCUCUUCUCUUCCGGUGAGGACUCGACAGUACUGCAACCCCGACCACUUGCGGUCCGCGCUAAGAAGAGACAGAAAGAAAAGGAAGCCAAGGCCGCAGCACGCAAGUCAACAGAGAAGACCGUGGUGCAAGAAGAGUGGUCGCAAGUUUCUCGAAAUUCCAAGGCUAAGCAGUCAUCGGUGACUCUAUGUCAGGAUCGAAUUUGCCGGGAGCCGGAGGUAUCGACCCCCGACUCCCAGAGCUCGAUCAAAGAGAAUGCGCGACCCAGACCAAGCAUCGAAAACUCUCCAGGAAGAAUGGGAGGAACCGGUGGCGACGAUGAUGUGUUCAUCAUUACACCUACUGUCACACGUACAAUGCUUCCAACCCCGACUCCAAAAAAAAAGGUGAAGGUGGAGAAGAAGAUCGCUGUUUUGAAGGCUCAAGGGCUACGCCGUCCUGGUGGAACUGGUCAAUCAGGAACCGGAGAAGCAGUGAAGGCUGUUCGGGCAAAGGCCCACGUCAUCUCCACGCCUGGUGGAUUGCGGCAUGUAUCAGGACUCGCACAGGUCAAAUCGGCGCUCCCCUCGCUGACGUCUUCGAAGACUGCCCCAUCCCUCACACCCUCCAAAGCGACUCCUAUGAACGCCACUCCCCCAUCAAAAGAAAAGCCUAGGAAGGAGAAAGAAUCGAAAGACAACGACCAGAGGUUAAAAGACUCUCCCAGUGGGAAAGAGAAAGACAAGAGCGAGAAACCUACCAGUUCAAUUCGUGGUUUCAUCCGUACCUCUGGACUAGCAAGGUCCACGGGACUCGUCAGAUCACCAACUGAGACCCUUGCCACAAUACUCCGCAAUGGAACCGAGUCAUUACGGAAUCGCGCGGAAUCUCUGCGCAAUGGAUCAGGCUCUCUCGUCAGCCGUAAAAGCUCGAGCUCGCCUGUUUCCCAAAUCUCACCACCGUCGCGAGACAAUUCGGAAUCUUCGAGAUCUACAAGGUCUUUUAGAUCAGCAAAGGAGACUCCUCCAUCUUCCACCAAGCCAUCGCCUGUAAAAAAGGAGCCUCGAGUUGCUAGGGUCUCGCUCGACAAACCCACUACCCGCUCGACGGCCCCAACAGUGGAGUCAGAACCAGAACCAGAACCAGAGCCUGUGCCUGAGCCCCCAGCGAAGAAAGCCACCCCUCCACCACAGAAUAAGAUUCCUAAGAAGGAGGGAAAGGGGGAAGAACCACCUCACCCCGAAGGACCUUCUCGGGCAGAGCGAUUGGAAAAAUUCAAAGAACAGGCUCGGCUCCGGAGGGCAACCAAAGUCGUUGAGAUCGCAGAAUUGGACGGACUACAGGUGCCCACAGCCAAAGAAAGCCUUCAAGCGAAUAUCACAGAUGUCCACGAUGAUUUACAAAAUUUGUCUACGGGAGACAAAGACGAUGACCCCUCCCAAGAAUUCACCAACACCAUCGCCCUCUCCCUGAUAUUCGAAAUUGUGUUCUUGGCCAUAACCAACAUGCACAGAUUCGCACUCCAAACUACCGACAAUCCAUAUAUCAAGUUCGUUAUUACGAACAUCUUGAACAUGACCAGACACUGUUUCCAUGUCGCCAGCACAAUCUACAGCACGAUAUCCAUCUACCAAAACACUGGCUCAUGGCCCAAGGCCAAGAAUGAUCAGGCUAUAAGCCGGUUCUUGGUUGAGCUUCUUCAAGCUCUAGUCUACUUGUUCAUUCUUGGUUUUAGUGCCCUCAUCGCUGGUCGUGCCGCGGGGUAUAUUGUUCUCGUGGGUACAUGGGUUAUCUGGUUUGCCAGGCCAUUUGCCUGGGCUUUUCAGUGUGUUACUCAUGCCCUUAUUACAUGA